Messenger RNA from Cetraspora pellucida, 621 nucleotides. Lineage: Eukaryota; Fungi; Glomeromycota; Glomeromycetes; Diversisporales; Gigasporaceae. The record is from the annotation of a GenBank genome assembly.
AUGCCUGUAUCGGAUAAAUCAAUAUUCGAAUUAGGACUCGAAGGUCAAUCGCCGGACAUCCUAAAUUCUUUGAAACGUGAUCACGACGAAUUAAAAUCACUUCACCAAAAAUUUAAUACCGCAAAUUCUACCAAUGAUCGAGAACGAAUUGCCAAAGAAAUAUUGAAAGGUGUAGGAAUUCAUGAUAAGAUCGAGACACUAGUUUUCUACCCAGCCUUAAAAGAUUAUGGAAAGGAGACAGGAAUUGAUUAUGUUAAGCAAAGCUUGUCAGAUCAUGAAAAUGUUAGAUCUUCGUUGUAUGAGUUGGUUACUUUGCUUGAGGACGAGGGGGUUGAUUCACAGAUGUUUAAGAAUUUCUUAAAUCAAAUGAUGACGGAUUUUAUUGAGCAUGCUGAAGUGGAAGAAAAAGAAAUUUUCAAAUUUUGCCGAAAGAUAUUUGAUGACAAAAAAAUAAGUGAACUUGGUAGAAAAUUAGACGAAAUGCGUAAGUCAGCUCUAAGUGCUACGGAAAAAGAAAUGGUGGGAGAAACAGAGGAAUUAGGGGAUGCGGUGGAAGCAGGAGAGAUAGAAGCCAUGGAAGAAGCAGAAGAGACUGAAGCUAUAGAAAAAAUGGCUGAAUAG